AUGGCCGAGGAAGGCGUUGCCGCUGGAGGUGUGAUGGAUGUCAACACCGCUCUCCCCGAAGUGCUCAAGACAGCACUCAUCAAUGACGGCCUGGCUCGCGGUAUCCGUGAGGCCGCCAAAGCCCUGGACAAGCGCCAGGCCCACCUUUGCGUGUUAGCCGCUAACUGCGACGAGCCCGUCUACGUCAAGCUGGUGGAGGCUCUCUGCGCCGAGCAUCAGAUCAACCUGAUUAAGGUCGACGACAACAAAAAGCUCGGCGAGUGGGUCGGUCUGUGCAAGAUUGACCGCGAGGGCAAACCCCGGAAGGUGGUGGGCUGCAGCUGCGUUGUCGUCAAGGACUACGGGAAGGAGUCGCAAGCAAAGGACGUCAUUGAGGAAUACUUCAAAGCCAAGAAGUAA
Messenger RNA from Nerophis lumbriciformis (worm pipefish), 399 nucleotides. Lineage: Eukaryota; Metazoa; Chordata; Actinopteri; Syngnathiformes; Syngnathidae. The record is from RefSeq and is a predicted model, not a curated record.